GUGCCGCGCUCCCUGCAUCCGCUCUGCUGCGCGCGCGCGUGGUGGGUGCGAGUAUGGGGUCGGGCCUGCUCACCGGGUGAGACGCUGGCUGCUUGUCGCUAGUGGAUGGUAAUUGCUUGCCUCGCGCUAGAAGGAAGCUGCUCUGUUAAAAGCGAAAAUGAAACAAUUGCCUGCGGCAACAGUUCGACUCCUUUCAAGUUCUCAGAUCAUCACUUCGGUGGUCAGUGUUGUAAAAGAGCUUAUUGAAAACUCCUUGGAUGCUGGUGCCACAAGCAUAGAUGUUAAACUGGAGAACUAUGGAUUUGAUAAAAUUGAGGUGCGAGAUAACGGGGAGGGUAUCAAGGCUGUUGAUACACCUGUAAUGGCAAUGAAGUACUACACCUCAAAAAUAAAUAGUCAUGAAGAUCUUGAAAAUUUGACAACUUACGGUUUUCGUGGAGAAGCCUUGGGGUCAAUUUGUUGUGUAGCUGAGGUUUUAAUUACAACAAGAACGGCUGCUGAUAAUUUUAGCACCCAGUAUGUUUUAGAUGGCAGUGGCCACAUACUUUCUCAGAAACCUUCACAUCUUGCUCAAGGUACAACUGUAACUGCUUUAAGAUUAUUUAGGAAUCUACCUGUAAGAAAGCAGUUUUACUCAACUGCAAAAAAAUGUAAAGAUGAAAUAAAAAAGAUCCAAGAUCUCCUCAUGAGCUAUGGUAUCCUUAAACCUGACUUAAGGAUUGUUUUCGUACAUAACAAGGCAGUUAUUUGGCAGAAAAGCAGAGUAUCAGAUCACAAGAUGGCUCUCAUGUCAGUUCUGGGGACUGCUGUUAUGAGCAAUAUGGAAUCCUUUCAGUACCACUCUGAAGAAUCUCAGAUUUAUCUCAGUGGAUUUCUUCCAAAGUGUGAUGCAGACCACUCUUUCACUAGUCUUUCAACACCAGAAAGAAGUUUCAUCUUCAUAAACAGUCGACCAGUACAUCAAAAAGAUAUCUUAAAGUUAAUCCGACAUCAUUACAAUCUGAAAUGCCUAAAGGAAUCUACUCGUUUGUAUCCUGUUUUCUUUCUGAAAAUCGAUGUUCCUACAGCUGAUGUUGAUGUAAAUUUAACACCAGAUAAAAGUCAAGUAUUAUUACAAAAUAAGGAAUCUGUUUUAAUUGCUCUUGAAAAUCUGAUGACGACUUGUUAUGGACCAUUACUUAGUACAAAUUCUUAUGAAAAUAAUAAAACAGAUGUUUCCGCAGCUGACAUCGUUCUUAGUAAAACAGCAGAAACAGAUGUGCUUUUUAAUAAAAUGGAAUCAUCUGGAAAGAAUUAUUCAAAUGUUGAUACUUCAAUCAUUCCAUUCCAAAAUGAUAUGCAUAAUGAUGAAUCUGGAAAAAACAAUGAUGAUUGUUUAAAUCACCAGAUAAGUAUUGGUGACUUUGGUUAUGGUCAUUGUAGUAGUGAAAUUUCUAACGUUGAUAAAAACACUAAGAAUGCAUUUCAAGACAUUUCAAUGAGUAAUGUAUCAUGGGAGAACACUCAGACGGAAUAUAGUAAAACUUGUUUUGUAGGUUCCAUUAAGCACACCCAGUCAGAAAAUGGCAAUAAAGACCAUAUAGAUGAGAGUGGGGAAAAUGAGGAAGAAGCAGGUCUUGAAAACUCUUUGGAAAUUUCUGCAGAUGAGUGGAGCAGGGGAAAUAUACUUAAAAAUUCAGUGGGAGAGAAUAUUGAACCUGUGAAAAUUUUAGUGCCUGAAAAAAGUUUACCAUGUAAAGUAAGUAAUAAUAAUUAUCCAAGCCCUGAACAAACGAAUCUUAAUGAAGAUCCAUGUAACAAAAAAUCAAAUGUAAUAGAUAAUAAAUCUGGAAAAGUUACAGCUUAUGAUUUACUUAGCAAUCGAGUAGUCAAGAAACCCAUGUCAGCAAGUGCUCUUUUUGUUCAAGAUCAUCGUCCUCAGUUUCUCAUAGAAAAUCCUAAGACUAGUUUAGAGGAUGCAACACUACAAAUUGAAGAACUGUGGAAGACAUUGAGUGAAGAGGAAAAACUGAAAUAUGAAGAGAAGGCUACUAAAGACUUGGAACGAUACAAUAAUCAAAUGAAGAGAGCCAUUGAACAGGAGUCACAAAUAUCAUUGAAAGAUGGCAGAAAAAAGAUAAAACCCACCAGCGCAUGGAAUUUGGCUCAGAAGCACAAGUUGAAAACCUCAUUAUCUAAUCAACCAAAACUUGAUGAACUCCUUCAGUCCCAAAUUGAAAAAAGGAGUCAAAAUAUUAAAAUGGUACAGAUCCCCUUUUCUAUGAAAAACUUAAAAAUAAAUUUUAAGAAACAAGACAAAGUUGACUUAGAAGAGAAGAAUGAACCUUGCUUGAUCCACAAUCUCAGGUUUCCUGAUGCAUGGCUAAUGACAUCCAAAACAGAGGUAAUGUUAUUAAAUCCAUAUAGAGUAGAAGAAGCCCUGCUAUUUAAAAGACUUCUUGAGAAUCAUAAACUUCCUGCAGAGCCACUGGAAAAGCCAAUUAUGUUAACAGAGAGUCUUUUUAAUGGAUCUCAUUAUUUAGACGUUUUAUAUAAAAUGACAGCAGAUGACCAAAGAUACAGUGGAUCAACUUACCUGUCUGAUCCUCGUCUUACAGCGAAUGGUUUCAAGAUAAAACUGAUACCAGGAGUUUCAAUUACUGAAAAUUACUUGGAAAUAGAAGGAAUGGCUAAUUGUCUCCCAUUCUAUGGAGUAGCAGAUUUAAAAGAAAUUCUUAAUGCUAUAUUAAACAAAAAUGCAAAGGAAGUUUAUGAAUGUAGACCUCGCAAAGUGAUAAGUUAUUUAGAGGGAGAAGCAGUGCGUCUAUCCAGACAAUUACCCAUGUACUUAUCAAAAGAGGACAUCCAAGACAUUAUCUACAGAAUGAAGCACCAGUUUGGAAAUGAAAUUAAAGGUUCUUCAAAUACAAUAAUAAGAACAUUUUGGAGACCCAUCUUAAGCAAAUCUGAGGAAUAAUAUGAGAUUUAAGAAGUUUGGCAUAAUUACAAAUGAAUUCAGAAAACCUCCAUGAAUUUCUUGCUUUGGAUUCAGUAUGUCAACUGGUAUGUAGUAUCAGUAUUAAAAGUAUUACAUGACUGCUAAUAUGCUGUUAAAGUAAACAUGUAUAGGAUAUAAAUACCAUCUAUAUUAGGUCUCAGAAAUUAUUCCUUUUUAGUCAAGCCAUAUUUAGAACUAUAAGUAAAAAAUGUAUACUUCACUGUUCAAAUAGGUGCUCUUUUUUUCAUGAUUCAUUUUUUUUUGCUUGAAUUUAGCCAAUAGGAAAGAGUAGAAAUAAGGAAGGUUAUCAGUUUCACCAUACAGCUUGGUGGCAUAUAUUUUCCUCCCCUUUCACAAAGUGCAUUAAAUAAAGUAAGUCUUUUUUAAUAAUCUCUUAAAGAGAUGAUGAGAUAAACUAUAGAGAAAAAAAAAACUGACUAGCCAGUGGGAGAUGUAGGACGAGGGAAAUAAUUUGGAUUAACAGGAUAGAUAUUAGAGGAUAUCUUAAAAUAGUUUUUUUUAAGUAUCUUCCCUAUAGGAAAAAUUUGAAUUGAAAGCUGUCGAGAAAUUAUUUAUAAAUGGAAAAUUAGAGAGUAAAAGAUGGGCAAGAUAGCUAUAUACCUUAUAUAACUACAAAUUUUUCUGAACAAUUUUUCUUGAGAGGUAUGAAAACUUUAAAUGCUGAAUAUGUUAUUAGGUUAAUUUUAAUUAUAGUAGCAAAUUACAGGUUGAAAAACCAAAAUAAUAUAAAUAAUAUGGAAAAUAAUGAUUGCCAUGUAUUUAACUUAUAUUAAACCUAAUCUGUAAAUUAAAUUUCUAACCACUAAGCUUAGAUAAGAAUUAUUUUUAAAAUACUGCACAGUAAUUUAUAUUCAUAAUGAUGAUUCUUAGAACAAGGCAAGGUCUUGAGAAUUAAAUUUUUUUCACUGUAGUUUAAGUAUACGUUAUUUAUUAUAUUUAGUUUUUGUAGAAUCAAUAAUGAACAUUGUUAUCACCAUUAGAUUCAGUAAAUAUUUGAAUGCCAUUCAUAUGUAAACAUUAAGUGAAUUCAAACUGUUAGAGCAUUCCAUUUUGGAAAAAUGGGAUGAUACAUUGCCUGUAAAGAUGUACUUUAUUUAAAUUUUGACUUUUAUUUUAGAUACAGGGGUAUAUGUGCAAGUUUGUUACAUGGCACUAUUAUAUGAUGCUGAGGUUUGGGGUAUGGAUAACAUCACCCAGGUAGGCAAAAUAGUAUCCAGUAAGUAGUUUUCCAACCCAUGUUCCCCCACUACUUCCCCGAUCUAGUAGUCCACAGUGUCUACUGUUCCCAAAUUUAUGCCCAUGUGUGCUCAAUGUUUAGCUCCCACUUAUAAGUGAGAACAUGUGGCACUUGGUUUUCUAUUCCUGCCCUAAUUCAUUUAGGAUGAUGACCUCCAACUGCAUCCAUGUUACUGCUGAUUAUGUGUAUAACUUGUAGAAAGUAAACUUAGCAUUUUAUAGUCAUUUUUUGUAUGCAGAAAUUUGAAUUUGCAAGUUUUAAAUGAGAGUGAUUGUUUAAAAGAUUAUUCAAAAUUUACUUUCUUUGAUUUAUGUACAACUUUUAAUAACAUUUGUAUAGCUCGAAAUAAGUUUAGUUACAUACUAUGAGUAGUAGUAUCUACAUCAGGAAAUAGAAUGAGCAAAUCAAUAAUUAUGUUGCCUUAUAUUUAUGUACUGCUCGAUGCCUUAGAAAUUGCCAUCAUAUACAUUUUUAUGUAAUCCUCACAGCAAUAUUAUAGGUCAAUACUCUGUUUUGCAGAUGAAACACAAAGUGCUUAAGUGACUAACCCAAGGUUAGGCCGUUGUAAAAUCCCUUUACUCUUGGUUUAGUUGUCUUCCCACCAUGCCAGCAUUAUACACAGGUUCUUACAGAAUUAUGGUGCCAAUUAUACUUUGUCAUACAGGCAAAUUAUAUGUUUCUUGUUUAUCUCUAAAUAUAUUUAAGCUGUUAACACAGAGUGGGAAAAGGGUACCUUACUGGAUUCCUUAAUGUGAAAUGCAAAAACUAUUUUCUAGGGAAUCAUCAUCAUUAUCAUUUUGAGGACAAAAAUCUGUUUUUUAAAGUCACUUUUUGGGAGAAAAUUUUUGCAACCUACUCAUCUGACAAAGGGCUAAUAUCCAGAAUCUACAAUGAACUCAAACAAAUUUACAAGAAAAAAACAAUCCCAUCAAAAAGUGGGCGAAGGAUAUGAACAGACACUUCUCAAAAGAAGACAUUUAUGCAGCCAAAAAACACAUGAAAAAAUGCUCAUCAUCACUGGCCAUCAGAGAAAUGCAAAUCAAAACCACAAUGAGAUACCAUCUCACACCAGUUAGAAUGGCAAUCAUUAAAAAGUCAGUAAACAACAGGUGCUGGAGAGGAUGUGGAGAAAUAGGAACACCUUGACACUGUUGGUGGGACUGUAAACUAGUUCAACCAUUGUGGAAGUCAGUGUGGCGAUUCCUCAGAGAUCUAGAACUAGAAAUACCAUUUGACCCAGCCAUCCCAUUACUGGGUAUAUACCCGAAGGAUUAUAAAUCGUGCUGCUAUAAAAACACAUGCACACGUAUGUUUAUAGUGGCACUAUUCACAAUAGCAAAGACUUGGAACCCAACCUAAAUGUCCAACAAUGAUAGACUGGAUUAAGAAAAUGUGGCAUAUAUACACCAUGGAAUACUAUGCAGCUAUAAAAAAUGAUGAGUUCAUGUCCUUUGUAGGGACAUGGAUGAAACUGGAAACCAUCAUUCUCAGCAAACUAUCACAAGGACAAAAAACCAAACACCACAUGUUCUCACUCAUAGGUGGGAAUUGAACAAUGAGAACACAUGGACACAGGAAGGGGAAUAUCACACACCCGGGCCUGUUGUGGGGUGGGGGGAGGGAUAGCAUUAGGAGAUAUACCUAAUGCUAAAUGACGAGUUAAUGGGUACAGCACACCAACAUGGCACAUGUAUGCAUAUGUAACAAACCUGCACAUUGUGCACAUGUACCCUAAAACUUAAAGUAUAAUAAUAAUAAAAUAAAGUAACACAGUAAAAAAAAAAAAAGAAAAGUCAGUUUUGUGGAAAGGUAUUUGAAAAGCAAUUGUUUUCCAAAUUUUUGUGCAGUUAUUGAUGUUAAUGAACAUCAGUCUUUAAUCCUUAGGUUUACAUAGCCUAUCUUGAGAGAAAAUAUGGCACAAAAGAGAUAAUUUUAUGUAUUACAAAAAAUACUGGCUCUAAAGUGAAAGAACUAGGUUCAAACUCUGCCCUUGGUACUUAGUGACCUUAAGAAAGUCAUUGAUCUCCUUUGAACUUUAGUUUCUCACUUAAGAAAUGAAGACAAAAAUAGCAGUUAUCAUCUGACAAGAACAUGCGGAAUGAAACAAGAUUAUAUAUGUCAAAGUUCUAUAUAGUUAUUUUCAUGUAUUACCACUAAGAGAAUGUAUAUUUAUAUAUCUCUUCACUUUUCUAUCCAACAGAGAAGCAUGGGGUUAAAUAGGCCCUUUGAUUCUAAAAUUCUGUAUUCAAUAAGUAAGAUUUACAAAUAAAUUUAUUACUCAAGUUUUUACCUAAAAGAAAACUUGUUAAAGUCUUUGAUAAAGGUAAGACAUGUGUAAUACAAUUAUUUCAUAAUUUAUUUUUUCUAAAAUAUCUGGAUUUUUUAGUCUUUUGAACAUAGAGACAGCUACAGUUGUAUUUCCUAAGAAGCUGACGCUUUAGUUGCAAACAUACAAUGUCCUGUUUCCAUUUAUACGAAGCUGCUUAGAUAAAUAUUUUGAGCUUUAUUAUUUUAUUGUAAAGAUAUGAAAAUGAGGAAGUUUACCUCAUAUUCAACAGCUGACUGAAUAAAGGAUGUAACAAGAAGUAUGUAGUUGGGACAAGCUUGAUAUUCGUAAUUUCCCUACCUGCCACACACAUUGAAAUCUGAAUCUCAUAGUCACGGGAAAAGUCUGUAGCAGAUAAGGUAGUUUUAGAUUCUUAUAGUGAAAGGAAAUUUUAUCCUUUUGUCUUCAAGGUCUGCAGUCUAUAGAUUACCUUGAAUUCAUUACCAGUAUUGAAAUUUUAUUUAGUAUGUUAAAAAAUUCUUCCUCCCCAAUCUAUAGUCAGUUUUUAGUUAUCUGUUUGAGGCAGUACUGCAUAUGAAUUUCCAAGCUCUUAUUGGCAGUAUGAAGCUUUCAUAUUUUCCUAUUUGGGCAAAAGAAAGCUUGGGAAUUUCUCUCUAGAAUUUACACUCAGUUUUAGGAAGAUAAUUUUUACAGUGCAAUUUGAAAUUUUCUUUCCAUAUUAGGGAAGUCUUUAGGCAAGAAGAUACCCCAAGGCAGGAAGGUAGCAAUUUGGUGUGCCUUUUACAUAAUUUUAGAAUGGUACAUUUUCCUCUAAUUUGAAUUGGAUUGCAGACAAGAGUGAACAGGGUGAAAGAGUGAAUGGCACAGUUUUCAUAUCCUUUUGAAUUGGGUAUUCAUGGUAGACUUUGCAUUUUACUUAAAAUAUGAAUUUAGACUGUCAGAUUUUCACAUUCGUUUAAACAGAUUUAUCAAGCAUUUAAUAUGUCAGGAACUAUGCUGAGUACCCUCCUACUUCUAAUCUUAAGUCAUUAUGUGAGGACAAUUAUCCUUCUUUUAGAAGGGAGGAAAUUGAUAUUUAAUAGAGAAAUUAGGCUAAGAAAGAGCUGGUUAGUGACAUGUCAGGCAUUUGAGCCUAUAUCUCAAUUCUGCAAGUUCCUUAACUUUUACAAAUACAAAAUUAUUUUCAAAUUAUAACAUUAAUUCCAGUUCACUGUAGAACAUUUGAAGAAUACAGAAUAUAAAAGGAGAAAAUGAAAAUAGCUAUAAUCUCACCCCCUGGAAAUAGUAUUUUUAGAUAUUUUCUUCUAGUCUUUUUGACAUAUUUUACAUAACUGGAAACAGUUAUGUUCUUUCUUCCAGAAAGUAGGAAGCUUUCAGAUUUACCUUUUGGGCAAAAGAAAGCUUGAGAAUUUCUCUCUAGAAUUGACACUCAGUUUACACUUCAGAAUUUACACUCUCUAGAAUUUACACUCAAAAAGAAUAAGACUGUGUGUACAGUCUUGUUCUUUUUGUAUUCCAUUGUAUAAGGAUUACCCCAUGUUUUAAAAAUAAUUUCGUGUUAUUUUAACUAGCUGCAUAGUAUUCCAACAUAUAGAUAUACAACUAUUUAUUUAAAUAUUCCCUUAUUUUUGAACAUUUCAGUUGUUAUAAUAUGUCUAACUUUUUGGUUUAAAGUUUCUAUGUAUCAUAUAGCACUUAAAUAAAUUUACAAGCAUAACAGAAACCAAGAAAAAUAUUUGCCUGAUACAUAAUUGCUACCUUUUAUGAGAAUUUUAAAUUACAUGUGAAAUUUCAAUUUCAUGUGAAGAUAGCAGGGUACUAAGCUGUACAUAUUUUAAAAUCCUAAUUAUGUUAAUUAUACACAUGCUCAAAUGCACAGGCAAAAAGACUGGAGGGAAUUACAUAAAAGUCUUAAGAGUUGCCCUCAUCUCUCACCUAGGUUAUUAAAAUAGCUUCCUAACUGACCCCUUAAUUCCAUUUUUUGCUUCCUUCUAGUUCAUUCUUCACACAGCAGCCAGACCAAUCCUUGAACUACAGAAAUCAUUUUAAGUCAUUUCUCUGCAUAGACCUUGCUGUGACUUUGUCACAGUGAAAUCCAUAGUUCUUGCCAUGGCCUACAAAGUCUUACAUAUAUAUGGAUCCCACUCCCCAACUUUUAUUUUCUCUCUGAUUUUAAUCCUCUACCUCUGAUCCCAUGUUUCAUUUCUCUAGACAUACUAGCUCCUUGGCUGUUCCUUCAAAGUGUCAAGCUUGCUCUUUUCUUUUCCAGUUGCUAUUCCUUCUGGAAUGCUCUUCCUCAGGAUACCUGCAGUAUUUGUUGACUCACUUACUUGAAGUUUCUGCUUGAAUAUCAUCUUAUCAGAAAAAUCUAUAAAUGCUAUAAAAUCUAUCAUUCUGUAAAAAAUGCAUCGUUCUAUACUAUAUAAUCUACAUUAUUUUAUUUUUAGCACACACCUACUGUACAUUUAAUGGUUUGUUUCUACUCACUAGAAACUAAACUUCAUGACGAUAAUUUUUUUUUAGUUAUUGCUGAAUCCCCAGAAACCUCAACAGAGCAGGGCAUGUAGUAGGCACUCAAUAAUUAUUUGUUGAACAAUAGUGAUUUUCUCUGAGUAGUAGAAUUGUAGAUAGUUUUAAUUUAAAAUUUUCAUUAAGCAAAUAUUAUUUAUAAAAGACCUAAAACUUUAACACAUUACAGUUAUUCUCUAGGAAUUUACCCGUUACUUCUGGGUUAUCCAACUUAUUGACAUACAAUUGUUCAUAGUAUUCUCUUCGGAUCCUUUGUAUUUCUGUGGCAUCAGCUGUAAUUUCUCGUCUUUAAUUUCUGAUUUCAUCUGAGUUUUUCUUUUUUCUGAGUCUAGCUGUUUGCCAAUUUUGCUUAUUUUGUCAAAAAAAAUCGUUCUUAGUUUUGAUGAUCUUUUCCAUUGUCUUUCUAGCCUCCAUUUCAUUUACUUCUGCUCUAAUCUUUAUCAUUUCCUUCCUUCUGCUAACUUUAGGCUUAGUUUGUUUUUCCUCUUCUAGUACCUUAAGGUGUAAAGUUGUGUUGUUUAUUUCAGAUCUCUCUAUUUUCUUCAUGUAGAUGUUUUAUUACUAUAUACUUCUUCUUCUUUUUUUUUUUUUUUUUGACAGAGUUUCACUCUGUCACUUAGGCUGGAGUGCAGUGGCAUGAUCUCGGCUCACUGCAACCUCUGCCUCCCAGAAUCAAGUGAUUCUCCUGCCUCAGCCUCCCAAGUAGCUAGGAUUACAGGCACAUGCCACCACACCUGGCUAAUUCUUUUUGUACUUUUAGUAGAGAUGGGGUUUCAUCACGUUGGCCAGGCUGGUCUUGAACUCCUGGCCUCAAGUGAUCUGCCCACCUUGGCCUCCCACAGUGCUGGGAUAACAGGCAUGAGCCACUGUGCCCAGCCCUGUAUACUUACUUCUUAAGACUACUUUUGCUGCAUUGAAUAAGUUUUGACGUGGUGUGUUUUCAUUUUUAUUUACCUUAAGAUACUUUCUGAUUUCCUUUUGAUUUCUUUGACUCAUUGGUUGUUCAGGAGCAUGUAGUUUAAUGUCCACAUAUUUGGGGAUUUAAAAAUAUUUGUCCUGUUAUUGAUUUCUAGUUUCAUACAAUUAUGGUUGGUAAAUAUAUUUGAUAUGAUUUUCAAUUUCCUUCAAUUUGAUAAAACUUGUGUUGUGGCCUAACAUACGCUCUGUCCUUAGGAAUGUUCCAUGUGUACUUUGGAAGAAUGUGUAUUGUGUUACUAUUAGAUGGAAUGUUCUAUGUAUGUCCCUUAGGUCCACUUGGUCUACAGUGUAGUCCAAGUCCAGUGUUUCCUUAUUCAUUUUCUGUCUGGAUGACCUAUCUAUUCUUAAAAUUGAGGUAUUGAAGUCUCUCACUAUUAUUGUAUUGCUGUCUAUCCUUCCCUUCAGAUCUAUUAAUAGUUGCUUUAUAUAUUUACAUGCUCCAAUGUUGGGUGCAUAUAUAUUUACAGUUGUUGUAGUCUCUUGAUGACUUGACCCCUUUAUCAUUAUAUGAUUAUCUUGUUUGUCUCUUUUUACAAUUUUUUAAUUUCAAGUCUAUUUUGUCUGAUAGUAGAACAGUCACACUACUUUCUUUUGGUUACCAUUUGCAUAUAAUAUAUUUUUUUUAUCCCUUUGCUUUUAGUCUGUGUGUUCUCAAAGCUAGAGAAAGUCUCUUGUAGGCAGCUUAUGGUUGGGUCUUCUUUUAAUAAAAAAUUGAGUCACUCUGUGUCUUUUGAUUGGAUAAUCUAAUUUAUUUACAUUCAAGAUAAUUAUUGAUAAAGACUUAUUGUUUAUCAUGUUAAUUGUUUUCUAGCUGUUUUGUAGAUGCUUUGUUUCUUUCUGUCUCUCUUGCUAUCUUUGUGAUUUGUUAAUUUUCUGUAGUGGUUUGCUUUGAUUUGUUUUUUCUUUAUCUUUUUGGUAUCUAUUGUAGGUUUUUGCUUUGUGGUUACAACGAGGCUUACAUGAAACAUGUUAUAUUUAUAAUAGUGUAUUUUAAGCUGAUAACUUUCAUUGCAUACAAAAACACUAUGCUUUUACUUCUUCACCUCUACAUUUUAUGUUUUUGAUGUCAUAGUUUACACAUUUUUAUAUCAUGAAUCCAUUUACAAAUUAUUGUAAUUAUAGUUACUUUCAAUAUUUUUGUCUUUUAAGAUUUCUUAAUUUUAUUAGGCAAAGAAGUCAACACUGAUAUGGUAAGCUGUAAUAUUUACUGUACAAAACAUUUGAAUAGUUAUUUUAUUAAUGGUCAUUUGUAUGUUUCUUGGUUGUAUCAUCCACUUUGAUGAUGAAUAACUACUAGUUUCAAUAGUGACAAUUAUGUGUCAAGGUGUUUUUUUCAAGUAUAAAACUGAUUUCUUUAACACAGGUCACAUGUCUAUAAUAAAGAAAUAUGCUUUGCUUUAAUUUGUGCUUGGAUAGGCUUCCUAUGUAUAAGGUCUUGUGUUAUUGGAUAUAUUCUGAAUUUAGCUUAAUUUCAUUCAGUAAUUUAUCAUUUGAAAUUGAUGGGGCAGACAUUUACCUUUGUAUUAUGAAAUUACUAAAUAAAUGUACAACUACAAGUGAAAGUUAUUUAAAUUACUUUAGAACAAACAUUAAAAGCCAUAUUUGCAUAAAAGUCAUGAUAAUUUAUAAUACCUACUUUUUAUAAAGGAAAUCUUGUAGAACAGGAUGCAUGGUUUUAGAAACUAGUUUGAUAGGCAUUAAGGAUAACGGUUGCAGCCUUAUAUCAGCAUUGGGUACAGUGUAUUACUUUAUUGUAGUUUGUUGUUUUGGCUUCACAGUAUCACAGAAAUCUUGAUUCACAGCAAUAUUGUUGCCCUUACCCGAAUACUUUCCUGAGAGUGAAUAUGGUCAGGCCAAACUACUAUAAACCAACAGCUUCAUGCAAAACUAUACUUUCCUAAUCAAUUGUAGUAUCAUAAGAAUUUGGAAUGUGUUCAAAGAUAGAAAAAAAAAGAUUUUAAGAUAUAUUCUCUUUUUCUCUUCUUUCUUUCUCUCUCUCUCCCCCACCACCAUCUCUAAUUGUAAGAGACAAAGCGUAACCAUAUUUUUUUGCUGAUAAUUAGUAUUUAAAACUAGAAUCAAAUUAAUUACUAAUAUGGUGCAAUAUAAGUCACUUACUUAAAUUCUCAAUGAACACAAUGACACAACUCUUAGGAUAUAAAACAAGGUGAUAUGUAGCAUAUAUUAACUUUUAAAAGGGUGUUUAUAAGGACUAUUUUGUAACUUAUUACUUGUACUAGAGAUUGGAUGUUAUUUGACAUAAACCAAACCUCAGUAUCUAUUUUCUUUUUAAGCACUGUUCACAUUUAAAGGAGAGGCAUAGUUUAUUCCAUGGAUUUAAGUGAAGCUUUUAACAUACUUCUCUAAAGGAAAUUCCCUACGUGUUAUUUCUUUCUAUGGAUUUACAUAUUGAUAAAAAGUUUAUUUGAAUUGUUGGAAACUAGAAAAUGUACAUGAGGAAGAAUUUUACUCCGAGGAAAGAAAGAUGGAAGGAAAGAAGACUACUUAGGCUUACUACUUAGUGUCUUCAGAAUUUACCAUAUGGAUAACCACAUCUUGGUUGUAAGAAUUAUGAGUAACACUUUGGGAUUUUUGAAGUUUUAUGGGACACAAAAAGCUGAGAUGUGUUACUCUUCAUACCAUUUUAUUAGGACCCAUUUGAACAUAUGGUUAUAAUUAUGUAUUUUUUACUAAUUUUGGAGGAUGUAUGUCAGUUUUUGAAAUUGAAGUGGAGGUACAUGCAUUAAGAUUACUGAAUUUUGAAGGGGAUUUCUAUAUUUUACUGACCUCUUACUUUCCUAAAAUUUUUCAAGCCACAGCUGUAAUUUAUUAUUUGAUUGUUAAGUGGUUUGUAGUAGCUAUUCAAGUACUUUGUAAUGUCAAACACUAUGCCAGUAUUUAUCUCAUGAUUCUGAUCAUAUUUAUGUGUGGUAGAAAAAUAGUCAAAUGUUUAACAUAGAAAUUUGACCAAAUUUAUAGUUUACUCUAGAAAUUUGACUAAAUUUAUUGUAUACAAUGUGAAUUAGAAAAAUUCAGGAAAGGAAAGUUUUUGGUUAUUGGAAACAUCCUGUAGUUUCCUUAAAGGCUGAUUUUUUUAAAAAGCAUUAAGCUGUCAUUCUUACUGUCUUUAAUGACAAUUCAUUUUAUCCCUUGGUUACCAUUUUGCCUUAUUUUCUCUGACUUAUUUCGAUUAAUUGCUUUAGCAAACAUUGUUUAAAAAUUUUAAUUUUCUAAUAUUUCUUAGAAAGCUCUAUUUGUUUUUUUCUACUCCUAGUUUUUUUUUUUCUAUAGUUACCUCAAUUGUUUCUUUUAAUAAUACAAACUGGUUGAUUUACCCUUCCUUAUGAACAUUAGAAUAGAAAAUAAAUAUAUAAUUACUUUAAUAGAUAUGUAUAUCCAGUUAUGGCAACAAUUGAACAAUUUAAUAUAAUUUUGCAUAUUAAGGGAGCUUAGAAUGUACAUUGUACUUUUUGUAAGUUGGUAUACCACAGCAUGUACAUAAUUACAUACAAUAAACCUUAUUAUUUGUUUUUUUCAGUUGUUUUUGUUUGUUUUUCAUAGAACCAAUUCAGUUUUCUUGAUAAACAUUCUAACUUAUGCUGUUAUAAUUAAAUAUGAUAAAUAUUAAUAUAGCUUGGAUAUGGCUGGGUGCGAUGGCUCACACCUAUAAUCCCAGCACUUUGGGAGGCCGAGGUGGGUGGAUCACUUGAGGCCAGGAGUUCGAGACCAGCCUGGCCAACAUGACGAAACCCUUUCUCUACUAAAAAUACAAAAAUUAGCUGGGCAUAGUGGCUCACACCUAUAAUCCCAGCUACUCGGGUGGCUGAGGCUGGAGAAUUGCUUGAACCUGAGAGACAGAGGCUGCAGGGAGCCAAGAUCGCAACACUGCACUCCAGCCCGGGCAACAGAGCGAAACUCUUGUCUCAACAACAACAAUAACAACAAAAAGAUAGUUUGGACAAAUGGUCACAUAUAGUAAUUUAUGAAGGCCAAGGACUUUUAUUUAUAUAAACAACUCAAAUUGAUGUAUCAUGUGAUUUAUUAUUGUCUCUAUACUUUUGAUUAAUUUAUGAAUCAGUCAGUCACAUAGUUCACGGUAACAUGUCAUGGUUAACAUGUCAACAUUUUACCGCAUGUUAGGCAGAAUUAAGCUUUAUUAAAUUUUGCAGUAAAAUUAGUGUUUUUCUUGAUUCUUUUGACAUGAAAAGUUACUUCCUAUGUUUCUUUUCAAAACCUAAGCAGCAAACUAAGAAUUUUCAUUUGUCAUAGUUGAUUUCCAAAAGGACCAGAAAAACUGUUGUAACAUAAUGGCUUGCUGAGAACACUGUACCGCAAAGCUGCAUUUUAUUUUAUUUUAAUUUAAAAUCAUCUAUACCUGAGCUAAAGAGAAAAAGGAUCUACUGGGAGAUCUGAUGCUUUGUUCAUCUUGAAUAAGCAAAUGUAUAUAUUACACUUUACAUGUUUUUCCUCAUGUAUAUAUUAAAAUAUAGAUAUAGUCUCAAGGAUGCUUUAAAUGUACAUGUUAAUGAACUUCUUUUUCUAAACCUAAUUUGACAAAUGUCUUUAAUAAAAGAAAAGAAAGCAACUGGAA
Molecule: messenger RNA, 14620 nt
Organism: Pongo pygmaeus (Bornean orangutan)
Lineage: Eukaryota; Metazoa; Chordata; Mammalia; Primates; Hominidae
Gene: PMS1
Product: PMS1 homolog 1, mismatch repair system component
Exons: 16
Coding region: 158-2956 (932 amino acids)
Biological process (GO): mismatch repair
Cellular component (GO): MutLalpha complex
Molecular function (GO): ATP-dependent DNA damage sensor activity; mismatched DNA binding; ATP hydrolysis activity
Source: RefSeq, a predicted model, not a curated record